AUGAUUGCUUAUCCCCCAUCAUCAUUACCGCCGGCGGAUCUCUACCAGCCGAUGGAAGACACAGUGGUCCCGUUACUCUUCAACUCUUAUCUCUAUCUCCCGAAAGACCCUUUUAUCCGUAGAGGCUUCAUGGAAAUUUUGCCGCAGAUUUAUUCCAAUACCAAAUCGGGAUCGCAUCUCCAUCUGACCACCCUGGCUGUUGCUUUCUUUUCCGUGGCGGCCUGGACUGGCCAAGGGCUCUUUCUUUGGGCAUCCGAGCGAUACUUCACGGAGGCACUGCCAAAGAUCCGGCAAGCCUUGCAGCGCGAUGAAGAUAGUGAACUGGACGAGAUCCUCAUCUCGAUUCUCUUACUUUCGACAUACGAGGUAAGUCUCUCGCAGAUGCCGGGGAUUCACGAUCUAACGAGAUGUAUCAAGGAAUUUGUCGCUGUCAAGGACUGUGAGCACCCCUUAAAAGCCCACCUGAAGGGGGCCGUUGCCUUGAUCAAUAGCAGAAGGUCUAGACGCCUCCCCACACCAUUAUCGUCAAUCAUCGACCACGCGGUCGAAGGUCAAAUUAUCAGAACCACCCGAGGGCUUACCGCCCCAAUGGUUCCAACACCUAAUGUCUGGCCUCUGUCUCAGACCGAGGCUCUUUCGAGUCCCAGCCCGCUGCUGGCAUCAGCAGCGUCAGAACUAGUGAAUUUGCGACAAGCGUGGGAAACCAUGAUGGCUCAGCCUCCCGAUGAGAACACAGCCGCGGUAACCCUGAACAAAGCCAAGGACAUCGACACGGAUCUUAUGACGUGGGCAUAUGCAGUCCCGCAAUACUGGGUUCCUGUCGCCGCGAGCAUGAUCCCCCAGUCUGUGCGCGAUGCCGGAAUAUACCGCCACCGUUGCGACUGCUACACCGACAUGUGGAUCGCAACUACCUGGAACACCUACCGGGAAUGCCGCCUGCUCAUCCAGAAUAUUAUUCUCAGCUGCCUUCGUAUUCUGAUGUCCGAGGACCCGGACGGAAGCAAGGCGGCUGCAGUUUCAUUGGCUGCGCGUCGAAUCGUCGACGAUAUCUGUGCUACCGUGCCGUUCUUCCUUGGGGACCAGAUGGAAUCGGUACGCAUGAAACCCGGCCUCGUGCAGUAUCCGUCCACCGAAACACGCCCGGUCACUAUGACACAUCGGCAGUCGGCUCCGCUGAUGGGCGCGUGGAUGAUCUUGCCUUGUCUCAAGAAUCUCCACUUCUCAGACCUUGCGCUGCCCCAAGAGCAGUCGGAUUGGGUGCAGCAGCAAAUGAACCGAACUCUGGUGAUAUACUUCCAGCGAUAA
Penicillium alfredii is the source of this 1305-nucleotide messenger RNA. RefSeq lists its product as uncharacterized. Bases 1 to 1305 code for a protein of 434 amino acids. The transcript has 2 exons. The record is from RefSeq and is a predicted model, not a curated record. Lineage: Eukaryota; Fungi; Ascomycota; Eurotiomycetes; Eurotiales; Aspergillaceae.